AUGUCUGCUGACUGGGGCUCGUUUUUCCAUUCUUCAGGCAAUCGUUCUCACGAUGAGAAUAAGGCUGACCCCGUGAGCGGGGACGACGAGGUCGUCGAGCCCGACCAGGGAAAUGUCCUCUCCCACAUUAUCUCACAGCUCCGACCGGGAGCCGACCUCAGUCGGGUCGUCUUGCCCACCUUCAUCCUCGAGCCGCGGUCCAUGUUGGAGCGCAUCACAAAUUUCAUGGCCCACCCCGAGACUUUGCUCCCCAUGCCUGCCAUCGACGACCCGCUAGAACGAUUUGUCUCCGUGGUCAAGUUUUAUCUGAGCGGAUGGCACAUCAAGCCUCCAGGAGUGAAGAAGCCGUUGAACCCCAUCCUCGGAGAGACCUACACCUGCUACUGGGACUAUCCCGAUGGCACCCGCGGAUACUACAUCUCCGAACAGACCUCCCACCACCCUCCCAAGUCCAGCUAUUUCUUCAUGGCCCCGGAGCACAACAUCCGGAUAGACGGCACUCUGAAGCCGCGCAGUAAGUUCCUGGGGAACUCUGCCGCCAGCAUGAUGGAGGGUAUCGCUAUUCUCCGGUUCCUGAACCGCGGUCAGGAUAAGGACAAGGGUGAGCGAUACAUCUUGACGCAACCGAAUAUGUACGCCCGGGGUAUCCUGUUCGGCAAGAUGAAGUACGAGCUCGGCGAUCACAGCUACGUGCGCUGCCCGGAGAACAACCUGGUUGCCGACAUCGAGUUCAAGACCAAGGGCUAUUUCUCUGGCACCUACAACGCUAUCGGAGGAACGAUCAGGAACGAGAAGACCGGUGAGAUCUACUACGAGCUGUCCGGUCUGUGGAACGGUGAAAUGCACAUCAAGGACGUCCAUACUCACAAGAAGGACCUCCUCUUCAAUGCGACGCACGCCAAGCACACUCCCCCAUUGACCCGCCCCAUGGAGCAGCAGGGCGAGCGCGAGUCGCAGCGGCUGUGGCACAACACCGUCAAGGCCAUCAUCGCCCGGAACCACGAGGCUGCGACGGAUGAGAAGACCAAGAUCGAGGACCGCCAACGAGAGGAGGCGGCGAAGCGGGUCGACGAAGGCGUCGAGUGGCACCCCCGGCUCUUCCGGCGGGUGCAGGGUGGGCCCAACGGCCCCGAUGAGGGUGAAGAGGACCUGGACUGGAUCAUCAAUGCGCACGUCGACCCGCAUAACCCCGAGAUCGCCGCCCAGCAGAUCCUCGCCAUUGCGCCGAUUCUUGAAGGUCAGAAAGAGCCCUCCCAGUUCCAGAUCCCCGCACACAAAGCCAAGAAAAGCGAAGCGGCCUCCAUCCCAGCCAACGGCGCUGACACCACCCCGGGUCAGACCAAGAGUGAAGUCGAAGAGGCUGUCGAGCGCAAGGACUCACGCACGGCGGGUAUUGACGCCUACGUGGACGCCAAGGAGUAA
Aspergillus heteromorphus CBS 117.55 is the source of this 1422-nucleotide messenger RNA. Its product is annotated as OSBP family protein. Gene Ontology annotation, cellular component: membrane; cortical endoplasmic reticulum; intracellular membrane-bounded organelle. The transcript is spliced from 7 exons. The coding region runs from base 1 to 1422 and encodes 473 amino acids. NCBI's taxonomy places the organism in Eukaryota, Fungi, Ascomycota, Eurotiomycetes, Eurotiales, Aspergillaceae. Gene Ontology annotation, molecular function: sterol binding. The record is from RefSeq and is a predicted model, not a curated record.